UUCCGCUCCUUCAAGCAAGUAACUUCUGAACUUUAUCCAAAGGGGAGAAACAAACACUACCAGAGUGAAGCAGGGCAAAACGGAACAGGCAAAUUUUAAUCGCCCGACUGUAGACCUGCGGCGGGUGAGGGGGCAGGUCGACAAAUUAAAGGAUGUGGAUCUGGUAUCUAUUGUUGGGUUCGGGCUCGGGCUCCAGCUCGGUUGACAGCCAGCUGCUCCCCGGGAACAACUUCACCACAGAGUGCAACAUCCCGGGGAACUUCAUGUGUGGGGAUGGAAAGUGUGUCCCAGGCGGGUGGCAGUGCGAUGGACUCCCUGACUGCUUUGACAAGAGUGACGAGAAGGGCUGCCCCAAGGUGAAGUCGAAGUGCGCACCCACUUUCUUUGCCUGUGCCAACGGGGUCCACUGCAUCAUUGGACGGUUCCGCUGCAACGGGUUUGAUGACUGCCCUGAUGGCAGCGACGAAGAGAACUGCACAGCCAACCCCCUGGUGUGCUCCACUGCGAGGUUCCACUGCCGAAAUGGCCGCUGUGUGGACCGUAGUUUCCUGUGUAAUGGUCAGGACAACUGUCAGGACAACAGUGAUGAAGAGGACUGCCAGACCACCUCAGAAGCUCCUAGCCAGGACUUUGUUACCCUGGACUACCGGCUGCGGUACUACCCCAGUAUCACAUAUGCGGUGAUCGGCAGUGCUGUCAUCUUUGUCCUGGUGGUGGCACUGCUGGCCCUCGUUCUGCACCACCAGAGAAAGCGCAGUGUGCUGCUCCCACGUGGUGUGCGGGGGGGCCACCAUCACCACCAGCCCCUACUCCUGUCCCGCCUGGUCAUCCUGGACCGGGCACAUGCUGGGAUUGCCCCAACCUCGCCCUCUGUCCCAUACAGUGCCGGGCCAGGUGUCCAGUUGCUCUCCAGCACUCUGAACCCCAGCGGCCUCCCCCUGGACUCUCCACCAUCCUACUCGCAGGCCGUGCUGGAUGCCAGCCGGCCUCCCUGGUUUGAUCUUCCGCCACCACCCUACCCCCCAGAUGGAGGGCCGCCACCUCAGAGAGACCUGCCCCCAUACGAGGUCCAGCCAGUGGUCCCCCUCCCCGAAUCAACACCAGCCAGUCCCAGCCUGCAGGAGGAGUUGGAUCAGUUGUAGCUCUGUACUGGAUGAUUGUACAAAAGAGACAGUGGCACAGAGGGGACAUUCUCUAAGAGACUGCAUGGGACAGCAGAGGUCCUGGGAGGGAGGGGAGGGCAAGUAUGUACCCCUAUGUACCCACCUGCUGCUAAUAUGAGAGGAGAGGCUGGGCAUUCAAAAAUGAGACAACCCGAUCCUGUCUCCUUCUCCCCCCCAUACCCACAAGGCCCUUGGCUCCAUACUCUGUGAUGCUGUAUACAAUGAUCCUUGUGUCUGGGACACAGUGGUGCCCUCUGCUGGGUCCUCAACAUGUAGCCCAGCCUGUCUGCUGGAGAGAGCAGGAACUGUGAGACCGAGGGGAAGAGGAGCAACCAGCAACAACCACUUCACUGCGCCAUGUCGGGCUUCCACCGCAACAUGCAGUGGGAGUCACUCAAGCAUCACCCUGUUGAUGUUCUUGCAGAGCCUUACUGAAAAUCUUAUCACAGUGGUACAAUCCUUACAGCUUCAGUGAAGUUAAACCGGUCCAUUGAAGGACAUUUCUCUAUGCUGAUCUAUGAAGCCUUGAGUGGAGGUUAUGACAGGGCAUGGGUUUCAGACUGUGGUCACUGUUGCUACCACUCAUCACCAC
Megalops cyprinoides (Indo-Pacific tarpon) is the source of this 1755-nucleotide messenger RNA. It is a transcript of the gene ldlrad3, whose product is annotated as low density lipoprotein receptor class A domain containing 3. Gene Ontology annotation, biological process: receptor-mediated endocytosis. The coding region runs from base 153 to 1142 and encodes 329 amino acids. The record is from RefSeq and is a predicted model, not a curated record. Gene Ontology annotation, molecular function: protein binding. Lineage: Eukaryota; Metazoa; Chordata; Actinopteri; Elopiformes; Megalopidae. Gene Ontology annotation, cellular component: plasma membrane. The transcript has 6 exons.